AUGCUUAAACCGAAAGCGAUCACCCGUGUUCUUGAACAAGCAACUACCGGCGGUGUUAAAGCAACGCUUCUUUUGAAUUCAGAAGGCUCUCCUCUGGCUUUUAAAUCCGACUUGGAUAGUGAGGCUAGAGUUUACGCGGCCAUAUCGUCAAAUAUUUGGAAUACUUUCGAAAAGAAUGGUAAAAAUUUGUUGAGGGACGAUGGAUUAAAGUUUCUGUUACUAGAAUGCGAGGAAGGAAAUGUUGCAAUGACAACUGUUAAGAAUAUGCUUUUGUGUCUUGUCGCAAAACCCGAGGUGGAACUGGGAAUACUAAAAUUAAAGAUUGAUGCUUUGAAAAGGCAUCUCGACGAGCAAUUUCAAAAAGUGGCCGAAUACGUAUAA
Molecule: messenger RNA, 381 nt
Organism: Acaulospora colombiana
Lineage: Eukaryota; Fungi; Glomeromycota; Glomeromycetes; Diversisporales; Acaulosporaceae
Source: the annotation of a GenBank genome assembly